GUUACGUCAAUUGCUAUGUUGCUUGUUGUAACAACUGAAAGUCGGUUUGUUUUGAAACUUACCGCUUAACUGCAAGUAUUGGUCGUAACUAUUUUGUUACAUAAAAGACGCACAUAUUUCUUCAUACUAAAAAGGUACACACAUUUCAAUGGCAGAUAAUGUCAAGAAAGAGCAAUACUAUGACAAAAUAUUUUCUUUCGGAUCAGUUUCAUCACGAUGUAAUGUGAAAUGCAUGAUUUCUGAAAAGGUUUGCAAGAUAGCAUUCAGAAUGAUCACUCAAUGCAAACAGAAUAGCUUAAAAACUUAUCUGUAUGGAAGGUAUUCAUUUGUUGGGGUUUCAAGCUUGAAUGUUAUCGUGAAUAGAAUUGAACUUAAUAAGCAAUGUUAUCAAUCGUGCGCUCCUGAUGAGUUUUUGAUACCCUUUGAGCUUGCCAAAUAUGAUAUUUUUAGCGGUGCGAAAAAUCAGUAUUUAGAUUGUGCCGUUCGAACCAUUUGGAAUAAUUAUACUUUAAAACCUAUUAGUUUGGAUAUCACCAAUUGUAUACAGUUCUGGGCGUACGCAUGUGUCACAAAAAAUGGCGAUAGCACUAAUAGCAGAAUUAAAAAACUUCGAAAUUCGACUUCUGAAAUGUACUUUUCGAAGUUUAAAGUGGAAUGUUUGGUUUUAGACUAUUUAGUGAGUCUAACACCAGUUGAAAAGCCGUCCUUAGUUCCAUCAUUACUCGUAAAAAGUCUUGAGACACCUGAUUUUCAUCUGUCUGCAUUUACUGAGUCAUUAAAUAACGAUGACAGUGAGUCUGAUGUUCGAUUUGGUUUUCUCAAAAUGACUAACACGGGGCAAAUUUCACUUCAUUUGGAAACCGAUCCAGCUAUUCUAACUUCAUCUCCUAUCGGAAUAUGGAUUUCUGGAGUUAAAGAAGUCUGUGAUUUUCGCGUAUGGAAAACCUGUUUACACUUUAUUUUGAUCAAUGAUACCCAGAUAAGCAGAUCCGUAAGAAAUGAUCAUUUAGGAUUCAUAAAUUCGACAAAUAAUUCACCCAUGUUGUUGGCCGUUUACGGAUGUGAUUCAAACUUACCACAAUUUUAUGAAACUAGUAUAGUAUUUUCACCUGAUACUGAUGCUUUUGAUUCUUCAGUUAAUGUGAAGCUAUACAGAAAUUUUAAAGAUCCAGUGCAGUUAAAGUUUACUGUUUUAUCAAGUCUUGAAGAUUGGAUAUCUCUUCCAAAAUUCAGUUCCAGAAAUUCAGAAUAUUUCACGUGGAAUUUGGUGAAUAAUACAUUAGAUAAAGAACAUUUAACUACCUUGAAAAAUUCGGUAAAACAAUUUUGUGAUUCUGUUCGUGGUUUGGAAUAUUUUGAAGAAAAUUUCGUUCAUCUAACGACUUCUGUGUUUUCCGAAGUAUCACAAAUCUCUAUUCAUUCCGUAUCUGAAAACCAGAGCAACGUGAAAGACGACGUAAAUUCUCAUCCAUCUAGCCGGGAAUUUAAAAGCUUGAAUUUAUCAGAAUCUCAUGUUCUGGAGGCGUCUUUACUAUCUGAAGAGGGUGUUAGCAAUUUAUAUCAGAAUUUUGAAGGAAGUCAUUCUUGUCGCAUUACUUCAGAACAAUUAGAUGAAGAAUCGUUACCAAGAGAGCCUCCCAGAAAAUCAAACGAUUUCAUUAGAAGUAGUGAAUCAUCUGAGAAUAAUAUCACUCAAGAGGAUGCUAAUCAUUAUGAUCCGAAUCGUUAUCGGAAUUUUUCUACACCUAUUUCUUCAAAUGCAUCAAAUUUACAAGUUGACAUAACUUCAACACAAUAUCCACCACACACUGGAAGUGUUGAUAACAAACUUUCCUUUUCACAAGUUCAUUCAAGAUUUGACAGUACUGAUAUAACACUGCAUUUUCGUUCUAUCCUUUCAAACCUUCCGUUGAAUCAGUUGGAGCGUCUCGAACGGAUCAUUAAUAACAUGUUAGGGAAGAAGAAAAUCGUCUGCUUAGCACCAGAUACUUCUAAAGAUGGUUGUGAACAUAAAAACAACCAGGAUUAUCCUAACAAGCAUGAUCUAAAACGAGGUAUAAGUAUUGGUGUUAACACAACUUUUGUAUCCACUGGAGUCAAUUUAAACGAUAAAGAACAGCUAAGCGAUACUCAGAGUUGUGAUAUUUUGAAUAACCGGGACGUUCAAUAUUCAGUUUUUAGAAAGAAAUUAUCCUUUAAAACUAAAAGACUAUGUAUGCUACAUCACAGCAGUAAUAUAAAUUAUUCAAGGCCUGAAACGGUUACGAAUUCUAACCCUAUUUCGCAAAUCAAGUCAUCAAGCUCAGUCCAUUCGAAAACCAUAAAAGGAGAGGAACUACAAAUGGAUUCACAAUGCCAAAAUGAUACUGCAGAUAAAUACAGUUCAUUGUUAGCAAAUAUAAAGCAACUUCUGAAUAAUAGAACGAGGUAUGAUUCUGCCGCUUCUGCACCCUGUCCGAAUAACAAUAAUAAUACAAAAGAGUUUGUCGAUCAAGAAAUGCGUACAUCGAAUUCUAUCCCUACUAUUUUUCUACAAAAAGAUUUGAUGUGUCUGGUAAAUAGUAACAAAAAUCCUGAAAAUGUCAAUCGAAGAGUCUCAAAUUGGCUGCAGUGUGACCAAACUAAUGGAAACAAUAAUUCCUCGUCAUCGGCUUCCAAGGUCAAUGAUAUUGCAUUGUGUAAAAGUAAUUUUAAAAGAGCUGAAAUCCAUACGUAUGUUGACCUUAAUUGUUCAACGAGCCAGCUCAAUAUGAACAAGAAAUCAACUGAUCCAGAAUCUAUUCAAGAUAUGCACCAAGUUAACGUAAAACUGCAAAACGAAAACCUUUCUAACAGCGUUUGUGUGGGCGAUACUGAUGAAAGUACUUAUUUAUCUUCUUUAGUAAACAAAUAUUUGAGUCAUAAAGAUGUUGGUAGUGAAACAAUGGAUACAGAUAGUUCUAUCGCAGUCAACUACAGCUUGGCAACACUGGAUUAUAUGAAGCGAAACGGUUUAAUUGAAUGUUAUGAAGAUAAAUGUAAACGCAAUACCUCGCCAGUAGUAAGUAGUAUUCUGAUUGCUAACCACCAGAAAGCAUUACAUAACUUUACUGGUUUUAACGACCAAAAGGAUGAUUCGGUGAAUAUCCGACCUAAUCGUCCGUCUUCUGCUCCGUUUUUGUCUGUAGACUCAAAAUCACCUGAUGUACACCGAAGCCUUACAAUUGGAGAGUCGAUACCAAAUAUAAUGAAUGAGUUGCAUCUUGAUACAUCACAUAUGAAACAGUCUACGGGAAUAUGCAACCCUAGCUUCAAGUAUUUUUGUACCUCAUUUGAUUGUUCUUCAGAAAAAGAUACUUCAGUACGACCAACUUCUGAAUACUCACACACUUUUGAUAAUGGGUUAGGAGUUACAAACAGUCCAAUUCUCGAUUUAGAACGAUUACGAUCGCUCCCUAAACUACUGUGA
Schistosoma turkestanicum is the source of this 3448-nucleotide messenger RNA. The record is from the annotation of a GenBank genome assembly. NCBI's taxonomy places the organism in Eukaryota, Metazoa, Platyhelminthes, Trematoda, Strigeidida, Schistosomatidae.